GCGGUGCUGGUGCCGCUGUGCUCGGUGCGGGGCCGCCCCGCGCUGCUCUUCACGUUACGUUCCCGCCGCCUGGGCGGUCCCCACAGCGGUGACGUCAGUUUUCCCGGGGGGAGGAGGGACCCGGCGGACGGCGACGCGGUGGCAACGGCUUUACGGGGGACGCGGGAGGAGCUGGGGCUGGGGGGACAGAUGGUGGCUCCCGUCGUGGCCAACCUGGGGGCCCUGGAGGACUUGACGCUGACCCCCAACCCCGACGAGGUGGAAGAGGUCUUCACCCUGCCGCUGGCUCACCUCCUGCGGGAGGACAACCAAGGCUACACGCAUUUCCGCACUGCCGGCCGCUACAGCUACACCCUGCCCGUCUUCCUCAACGGCCCCCACAAGGUCUGGGGGCUGACGGCCAUCAUCACCGAGCUGACCCUGGAGCUGCUGGCACCUGACCGCUACCAUCGGAAAACCCACGUGUUGGCCCGCAGCCCCUCGGGACGGCCCCCCGAAGGGAGCUCGGCCUGA
This is a messenger RNA of Haliaeetus leucocephalus (bald eagle), 513 nucleotides long. It is a transcript of the gene NUDT8, whose product is annotated as nudix (nucleoside diphosphate linked moiety X)-type motif 8. The transcript is spliced from 4 exons. The annotation marks the transcript as partial. Gene Ontology annotation, molecular function: coenzyme A diphosphatase activity. NCBI's taxonomy places the organism in Eukaryota, Metazoa, Chordata, Aves, Accipitriformes, Accipitridae. The record is from RefSeq and is a predicted model, not a curated record.